Cylicostephanus goldi is the source of this 671-nucleotide messenger RNA. The record is from the annotation of a GenBank genome assembly. Lineage: Eukaryota; Metazoa; Nematoda; Chromadorea; Rhabditida; Strongylidae.
AUGUUCCACGAACACUUGCCAGCCCUGCAUCUGGCUUAUUCAAAUCCCAUUGUACGUCAGCUGCUGAUCGAAAUGCACGUAAUCUUCGAAAAAUGCCGUCAGUCUGCUCAACUUGGAAGAAUAACAGCCCUUGAAACAUUGUCAAUAUCACGCGAAUAUCGGUCUGCGCUACUUCACUGUGCAGACGAGAUUGGAGGUGACGAUGAAAAUGUCUAUAUGCGUGACUUCACCAUCUGGACUCUCUUCGAAACUAUGUUUUUCAAGCAAGGAGAUACUCCAAUAUGCCUUGAUCUCAUCUCAUGGGGCUUGGAAUCAUUCACAUUUAUUGAUAAACUUGUACAGAAAGCCUUCAAGGAGUUGGACGAAGGUGUGGAUGUUGGUGGUGGAAGUUACUGGAGAACGGUGUGCAUGACAUUGAUAGGUUGUCGUUUUGACACCUGCAUCGACUUCUUGAGCCUUUUGAAAGGAGAUAAAGCAGCUGAGAGGUUCAUCAAUAUAUUGAGCAAUUUGGAUUGGAACUGGUUGACUGAUGAAGGAAAGAUCCCAAAGCUGGACCGAUGGAAGCAUGAGUUAGCGUCAGCCCUCUCUUCUGGUGCCUUCACCAGCAAUCGCAACAUUCUUUUCUUGGCACAGUUGUUGAAUGGUGACAGAAAGGUAAGUGUGUUCUAGCC